UGCAUAAUUAUUCAAAUGAGGGGUAGAACCUUGGCAAAACUCCAUCAGUAUGACGCGUUAUUCCGGCGACUACCAUCCCGAAGCAACAUGGAAGCCCACAGUUGUGAUAAGCGUGGUCUUGAGCAUUUAGACGAAUAUGAACCCAAACCAGCCAAACAUAUGCGUAGCCUGCACGAUCGCAUGGUGGAAAGGCGACUAGUAGUUAUUUUAGAGGGGGCAACGCUGGAAACAGUGAAGGUUGGCAAGACAUUUGAACUGCUGAACUGUGACCAACACAAGGGCAUGAUCAUCAAAAGUGGACGGGACCCAGGGAAGAUUCGACCUGACAUUACACAUCAGUGUUUGUUGAUGCUGAUGGACAGUCCAUUGAACAGGGCAGGUCUCCUGCAGGUUUACAUCCACACAGAGAGGAACGCCCUGAUUGAGAUCAACCCACAGACACGCAUCCCCCGAACCUUCAACCGCUUCUGUGGCCUCAUGGUCCAGCUCCUGCACAAGCUGAGUGUGAGGGCGGCUGACGGCCCCCAGCGCCUGCUGAAGCUCAUCAAGAACCCUGUGUCAGACCACCUGCCCCCUGGCUGCCCCCGUAUUUGUACCUCCUUCUCCUCUGGGGAGGCAGUGGGUGCCCGCACCGUGGUACCAGAGGAUGGGCCCGCCACUGUGGUGGUCGGAGCAUUUGCACACGGAGCGGUGAAUGUGGACUACACAGAGAAGACUGUUUCCAUCAGUAACUACCCUCUCUCUGCUUGUCCUCUCCUGUCUUAGGUGAAUGUGGACUACACAGAGAAGACUGUUUCCAUCAGUAACUACCCUCUCUCUGCUGCCCUCACCUGUGCCAAGAUGUGCUCUGCCUUUGAGGAGGUCUGGGGCGUGUUGUGAUGAAGUUGAC
Molecule: messenger RNA, 889 nt
Organism: Oncorhynchus nerka (sockeye salmon)
Lineage: Eukaryota; Metazoa; Chordata; Actinopteri; Salmoniformes; Salmonidae
Product: ribosomal RNA small subunit methyltransferase NEP1-like
Exons: 5
Coding region: 16-765 (249 amino acids)
Biological process (GO): rRNA base methylation
Cellular component (GO): nucleolus; small-subunit processome
Molecular function (GO): rRNA (pseudouridine) methyltransferase activity; rRNA binding
Source: RefSeq, a predicted model, not a curated record